Messenger RNA from Arachis ipaensis, 435 nucleotides. NCBI's taxonomy places the organism in Eukaryota, Viridiplantae, Streptophyta, Magnoliopsida, Fabales, Fabaceae. The record is from RefSeq and is a predicted model, not a curated record.
AUGGCCGACCUAUCAGCUCAGCAAGAGAAUAGUCGUGAUGAGGAUGAGGAUCGAAAGAACGUCAACAAUAGCAACUAUCACGAUGACCAUACUUUAGAGACCAACAUUGUGGUAGAGGCCACUCCAACUAGAGGAGCAAAGAGAUCUUCUAACCCCUUUUCUAAGGAUAUCAGGGAUGGCAACGGGUCCUCAUGGGGGCGGGGACAUGCCCCCCGCCUCCACCCCUCGCCCCCAAUAUCUGUCCCCGCCUUGUCCCCACGAUGGAGAACAGGUGACGACCGGCGACCACGAGAAGACGCGAAGAGGCAACCAGAUGACCCGGAUGACGACGACGAGAAGACCCGACCAAAUGACGCGGACGAACUCGUGACCAGGAGAAGACACAACGACGGCGAAGAUGACAGGCUCCUUGCUGUAGUGUGCCGGUGUGCGUGA